This is a messenger RNA of Salvia splendens (bonfire salvia), 945 nucleotides long. RefSeq lists its product as uncharacterized. The coding region runs from base 1 to 945 and encodes 314 amino acids. The record is from RefSeq and is a predicted model, not a curated record. NCBI's taxonomy places the organism in Eukaryota, Viridiplantae, Streptophyta, Magnoliopsida, Lamiales, Lamiaceae. The transcript has a single exon.
AUGCCGUAUUCUAUAUACAAGAAGCUGGAAAAUGCUAAGCUUGUCGAAACUAAUAUGGAAAUACAGCUAGCAGACGGGUCUUGCAUCUACCCCGAAGGAGUUCUGGAUGAUAAACUUGUCAAAGUAAACAAGUUUAUGUACCCCGCCGACUUCUUCGUCAUAAAGACGACAGAGCCGGGAGCGGAAGAGUCUGUUGGCAUCCUUUUGGGAAGGCCAUUCUUAUCCACAGCCAGCACAGUCAUCGACGUCCUCCAGGGGACGAUGAAGCUGAGUUUUAAUGGAGAACAACUUACUUUCGAAGUUGAUAAAGCUGUGAGGAAGCCACAGGACAACGAGAGCAUUCAAACAGUAGAUGCUAUCAGCCCUCGGAAACAAAAGUAUCCGGAAAAGAAAUCCUUCAAAGAACCACCCUCUAGUUCCACUGAAGGUGAACAGCUCAAGAGAGAGGUAGCAGAAUGGUUUGAUACGACGAUGACUGGAGAAAUGAACGAUCAAGCCAUUAGAUGGGCAAUUAUGAAAUUUUGCCAACCGUCACAACCAACCGAGUCAAAAGAGGUUACCCAACUAAGAAGGGUCGAGAAACUACCUGACCAAGCCGCUCCAUUGAAAGGAAUGCUGAAGGAAAAUCCCUCGCCUACAAGGAAACUAAUCUCCGCACCAACAUCGCCGAUGACUCUCAAGAACCUUACCAACCAGGCCAAUAACAAACCAGUCAACCUAAAUCUGCAGGAACAGGAAGGGAAAUCGAAGAAAAAACUGAGGCCAGAUCAAGGGGUAGUCAAGUGGAAAACGCAUGCCUUGAUAGAAACCCACCCGGAGUUGUAUAUGCAUCCCAUGGUAAAAAAGGGAGAGACGCCCCACUUUAAUCGACAAUACAGAAUUAGCCCCGCCCUGAGAUUGGAAGAGUUCAUGGUGGGGGAGGAAGAGUUACUCUUCCAGUGUUAA